AAGAUGGAAUAUUUUAGUGAUUUAGUGGGGAAGAAAAGAAAUGGAAAUGAAAAUGAAAAUGAAAAUGAGAUGGCAUCAGAGUUGUGAAAGUUGAAAUGUAAAAAGAGGGCUGUAUGGAAAGAAAUGGAAGUUUAGCGAUCCGCCAUUGACAAAACCCUAUUUGCUGCAGAAUUCCCAUGAUCUCACCUGAUUUAUAGAAUAAUGAUAAAUAGUACCGUUGAUGACAACGGCCAUGCUCAAAUUCCUGAUGAGCAGCAACAUCACUGCCACUGUUGCCAAUUUCAUAGUCAAAAUCAGCACAAGCCCGUAGCCGUACCCAAGUGCCUACCAAAGCGCAUAAUUUUGGUUCGUCACGGCGAGAGCGAAGGUAAUAAAGACGACGCUAUGUACACCAUCACCCCCGAUUAUAGGAUCCCUCUAACUCCCAAGGGAAUUGAUCAAGCCAAGGAAGCUGGCUCUCGCAUUUUUGACAUCGUUUCUGAUAAUGGUUCUGAGGAUAACUGGAAGGUCUACUUCUACGUUUCCCCAUAUGUGAGAGCACGUUCCACCCUACGGGAGAUAGGCAGGGCUUUUUCCAGACGGAGAGUUCUUGGCGUCAGGGAAGAAUGCCGAAUUAGAGAACAAGAUUUUGGUAAUUUUCAAGUGGCUGACCGCAUGAAAGUCAUCAAAGAGACUCGCGAGAGAUUUGGCCGCUUCUUUUAUCGAUUUCCUGAGGGAGAAUCAGCAGCUGAUGUUUAUGACAGAGUUUCCAGUUUUCUUGAGUCUCUUUGGAGGGACAUUGAUAUGAACAGGCUCCAUCAUGACCCUAAUGACGAUUUGAAUCUUGUGAUUAUAUCUCAUGGUCUAGCUAGUCGUGUGUUUCUGAUGAAAUGGUUCAAGUGGACAGUUGAGCAAUUUGAGUAUCUAAACAAUUUAGGAAAUUGUGGAUUUAGAGUUCUACAAUUAGGGCUUGGUGGUGAAUACAGCUUAGCAGUCCACCAUACUGAAGAAGAGAUGCUGGAAUGGGGACUAUCCCCUGAAAUGAUUUCAGACCAAAAAUGGCGAGCUCAUGCUAGCAGGAGUUCAUGGAAGGACAAAUGCUCUUGGUACCUUGAUGCUUUCUUUGACCAUUUAACUAAUUCAGAUGAGGAUGAUUAUGAUGAAGUCAAAUCUGACUUUUCUGACUAGUUUAUUGCAUUUGUUCUGAUAACUUGCAUUGUGUAGUUAGAUGAGUAAUUAAUUUGGUUAUUGACGGUGGUACUUAUAGAUCCAUUCAGACUUUCAUGUGGUACUCCACUUUUUAGGGGCUCAAAGCAUUUGAUUUUGUUGCAUUCAAUACCAAAAAUAUCGUGGCUCACGAGUAAGACCACUAAACCAUAUGUUUAGGCUUCCUAGAGUCGAAAACUCUUAAAACUUUGUUAUUAUUAUAUGAUUAUUCAUAAUAUGUUUAUAGUUUGUAUACCAGAA
This is a messenger RNA of Solanum pennellii, 1446 nucleotides long. RefSeq names its product phosphoglycerate mutase-like protein AT74H. The transcript has 2 exons. Gene Ontology annotation, molecular function: phosphatase activity. The record is from RefSeq and is a predicted model, not a curated record. The coding region runs from base 202 to 1167 and encodes 321 amino acids. Lineage: Eukaryota; Viridiplantae; Streptophyta; Magnoliopsida; Solanales; Solanaceae.